AUGAACAGUUCAAUUUCUAAGGACUAUGACUAUCUCUUCAAACUUGUUUUAAUCGGGGAUAGCGGAGUGGGUAAAUCAUGCUUACUUUUGAGAUUUGCUGACGAUUCGUUCACAGACAGCUAUAUUACGACGAUCGGCGUUGAUUUUCGGUUUAGGACAGUCAUUGUGAACAAUAAGCGCAUAAAGCUCCAAAUAUGGGACACUGCCGGCCAGGAACGCUUUAGGACCAUCACGAGCACGUACUAUAGGGGCGCCGACGGCAUCAUCAUGGUCUACGACGUUACGGACAAGGCCUCAUUUGAGCACAUUAACGACUGGCUAAACGAGGUAAACAAGUACGCCUCUGAGGACACCUGUAAGCUCCUCCUGGGCAACAAGUGCGACAUAGAGGACAACAGGGACGUCGCCAGCACCGACGUAGAGCGUCUAUCGGAGGUGAUAGAGGUCCCUGCAAUGGAGGUUUCUGCCAAGACUGGCCACAACAUCGAUAAGGCUUUUUUAUCAAUUACUGAGAAGCUGGUCAACUUAAAAAUGCAGAAGGAACCAGUGGACUCCGAGGUUAAAACGGUGUCUCUAAAUACUUACAACGAUUAUAUGCAGCGCGUCAAAAGCAUGAGGUGUUGCCCCUUGUAA
Theileria orientalis strain Shintoku is the source of this 633-nucleotide messenger RNA. RefSeq names its product Rab GTPase. The record is from RefSeq and is a predicted model, not a curated record. Gene Ontology annotation, molecular function: GTP binding; GTPase activity. NCBI's taxonomy places the organism in Eukaryota, Apicomplexa, Aconoidasida, Piroplasmida, Theileriidae. The transcript has 10 exons. The coding region runs from base 1 to 633 and encodes 210 amino acids.